AUGCUGAACGAUUUGAAAGAAAUUAAUAAUACUCCAUUGGAUGAAGAUAAUACCGAACCGAUGACAGAUGAAGUUAUCGUUGGUAACUUCAUGAAAGCUGUUACUGGAGGUACUGAUACAACGCAACCUUAUCGCUUAUUUAAUGCUGAAGUAGAGAAAAGUGUUUUGAAGAAAUUGAUUCAAAUAUAUACGUGA
This is a messenger RNA of Funneliformis geosporum, 195 nucleotides long. Lineage: Eukaryota; Fungi; Glomeromycota; Glomeromycetes; Glomerales; Glomeraceae. The record is from the annotation of a GenBank genome assembly.